AUGGAUACAUAUAUUACGGUCGAGCAUUUACUGAAUAUCCACUUUUCAAGUUUACCUCUUGAGAAAAAGAUUGAAAUAAAAAAAGAAGGUAGGCCAAUGCCAAAUUUAAAUAUAAUACAAAUUAAGAAAACAAAGUCUAGAGAAUUUAAAAGAAGUUUUAAUAAAGACAUUUAUUCAAAACAUGAUUGGUUAUGUAGUUAUUCUAAAACGAACCGUUUGUUUUGCUUUCCUUGUAUACUUUUUUGUCGUACUUCUGGUGAUAAAAAUUGGUCACAAAACGGAAUAAAUGAUUUAGCUCAUUUGAACGAUAAAAUUAGUACACACAUAAAAUCAAGUUUACAUUUAAAUGCUCAUUUAAAUUUGAAACUUUUGGGUAAACAAGAUAUAAGGCAACAACUUUCAAAUGCAUUUAGGCUUAGUAUACAAAAACAUAAUGAAACUGUAACUAACAACCGUUAUAUUUUAUCUAAAAUUAUUGAUUGUAUUAAAUUCUGUGGUGCAUUUGAACUUGCUCUUCGAGGGCAUAAUGAGAAGUCAGAUUCUGAAAAUCCAGGAAUAUUUCGCGGACUUAUUAAUUUUAGUUUUGAAUUGGAUAACACUUUAAAAUUACACCUCGAACAGUCUACAGUAUUUAAAAGCCUUUCUAAAAUAAUUCAAAAUGAAAUGUUGGAAUGUAUGCUAUUUGUUAUUCGACAAAAUAUUAAAAACGAAAUAAAAAACGCUGAUUUCUUUUCUGUUAUAUCUGACGAAACGACAGAUGUAUCAGCACAAUUUCAAAUGUCCAUAAUAUUUCGUUAUAUUUUAUCCAAUGGUACGCCAGUUGAGAGAUUUUGGGGCUUUUUUAAUCCAUCUGGACAUGAUGCAAAGUCACUAUCAGAGUGCAUAAAAUAUAACUUAAAAGAAGUAACAGAAAACCACGACAAAUUAAUCUCGCAAAGUUAUGACGGAGCUGCUGUGAUGAGUGGUCGACUUUCCGGCGUUCAAAAACUCAUAAAAGAUGAAUAUAAAAAUGCACAUUUUGUUCAUUGUUAUGCCCACCAAGUUGCCGUUUUGGAUAAAGUUGUUAACCAUAGAAUCCCUCAAUCAUCAAAUACAAGAUGGAACUUCAAAAGCCGUAUUGUUAAUACUGUACACGAAAAUCGUGAGUUAUUAAUAGAAUGUAUGGAAGAGAUCGAAAAUACAUUUAAUCAAAAUAUUGCAAUUAAUCAGGCGUGCGCUAUACGUAGAAUGUUAAAUGAUGAAAAAUUUAUAUUUUGGUUAAAUGUUUUUCAUUGUUUAAUGCCACAUGUAGAUAUAUUAUAUAACCAGUUGCAAAACCGGAAAAUUGACUCUAUCGAAGUGAAAAAUGCCAUUUCUCGAUUUGAAGAAAAUAUUCAAAAAGAAAGACGAAAUUUCGAUAAUUUUCAAAAUGAAAUGCCAGGUGAAGUAACUCAAUGUAGACAAAAAAGAAAACGUGAUGAUGAUACACUACUUUCUAGAAUUUGUGUUGCAAAAGAAGUCUGUGAUAUUCUUAUUGUCUGUGUUAAAGAUAGGUUCGAAUAUAAAGCUCAUUUAAACGCGUCUCUAUUAUUUAUGUCCACUGAAUUUCCUUUGUAUGAAAAAAAUUUUCCACAAACAUAUGUUGAUGAAACAAUUGAAGCUUACCCUUUUUUAAAUAAAACAACAAUACCUAUGACAUCUGCAAAAGCAGAAAGAUCGUUUUCGACAUUGAAGAGGAUAAAAACAUUUCUUCGAAAUAGUAUGGCAGAAGAGCGAUUAACAGCAUUAGCGAUGUUAUCAAUUGAAAAGAAAAUGGUGAACCAAAUAUCAAAUUUUAAUGAAGAAGUCAUCAAAGUAUUCAUGAAGAAAAAAGACAGACGGAUCGAUUUGGAAUUCAAAAAUAUAACUACUUGGUGGGUAGUUACUGCUGUAUUCGGUACAAUGUAA
Rhopalosiphum maidis (corn leaf aphid) is the source of this 1926-nucleotide messenger RNA. RefSeq lists its product as uncharacterized. The transcript has 4 exons. NCBI's taxonomy places the organism in Eukaryota, Metazoa, Arthropoda, Insecta, Hemiptera, Aphididae. Gene Ontology annotation, molecular function: protein dimerization activity. The coding region runs from base 1 to 1926 and encodes 641 amino acids. The record is from RefSeq and is a predicted model, not a curated record.